AUGAGUUCUGUCCUUGACUUUGUUGGCCUUCUUGUUCUUGUUUACUCUGUGCACUGCUAUACUAUACAGGCAUCGUAUGAGAAGAGCACCGAAGACCACUCAGAAAACACUGUUGAGGAUGACGACUUCUCCGUUUCCACGCUGAUUGAGAGAGCCAAUGUGAAUGUCGGUCGGAACCUGAAUGACCCCGUGGUGAUGUACGGCGACAUUGCGGUGGACAGCGGCCUGCAGAACGCGGAUCCCUGCACUGCACGAGGGUGUUUGUGGCCAAAAGCCUCUGAUGGGAAUGUUUAUGUUCCCUACCGCAUCUCCAACCAGUACUCCCGAAGGGAGAGAAACACCAUCAUCGCGGGCUUUCAGUUGUUUACUCAGUCCACCUGCAUUCGGUUCACCCGUCGAAACAGACAGAGAGACUUCGUGGACAUUCAGUCUCGCUCGGGGUGUUUCUCAUUUGUUGGCCGUCGUGGGAGAGCACAGGUGGUGUCUCUGAGUCGUAACGGGUGUGUGUUCGAGUCCGUUGUCCAACACGAGCUCCUUCAUGCUCUGGGCUUCAACCAUGAGCAGACCCGUUCUGACAGGGACCAGCAUGUUCGCAUCCUGCUGCAGAACGUCACCCCCGGACAAGAGCAUAAUUUUCGGAAGAUCGACACCAGGAACCUCAACACUCCCUAUGACUACAACUCCGUCAUGGAGUAUGGAAGGUUCGCCUUCUCAAGGAACAGACAGCCGACCAUCUUACCAAUCCCUGAUAACAGCGCAGUCAUUGGGAGAGCCGAGCGGAUGAGUCCUGUAGACAUCCUGAGAAUCAACCGUCUCUACCAAUGCAGUAGCUUUCUGUGAGGAAAUGUCUCCAGUGGGGCCCAACCAGAUCUGCAUUCACCUCCAUUCACCUCCAGUUUGAUUGGCGCUGGAGGUGACACCGAGAAUCUGUGAAAAUAAAAGUACAAUUUGAUGCAAAA
Molecule: messenger RNA, 959 nt
Organism: Lampris incognitus (smalleye Pacific opah)
Lineage: Eukaryota; Metazoa; Chordata; Actinopteri; Lampriformes; Lampridae
Product: low choriolytic enzyme-like
Exons: 9
Coding region: 1-840 (279 amino acids)
Biological process (GO): proteolysis
Molecular function (GO): metalloendopeptidase activity; zinc ion binding
Source: RefSeq, a predicted model, not a curated record